Messenger RNA from Rotaria sp. Silwood2, 3468 nucleotides. The record is from the annotation of a GenBank genome assembly. NCBI's taxonomy places the organism in Eukaryota, Metazoa, Rotifera, Eurotatoria, Philodinida, Philodinidae.
AUGGAUAGUGAAAGAAUACAAAUAAAUAAAGUACAAAAUCAGCAAGAUGAAAAAGAUGAUAGUGGAAUUGAACAAGAUAAUAGUUUUAUUUAUAUUCGAAUAGCUGUUGAAGAUCAUAAUUUACAGAAAGUACUUAAAUUUAAUUUGGAUGAUACUAUAUGGAGUACAAAACAAAAAGUCUUACAAGUUCUUGUUCGAGAAUUAACAGAUAGUUUAAAUUUUGGAUUAUAUUUGCCACCAUGUAAUGGUCGAGCUGGCAAAUUUCUGGACGAGUCUCGUUGUCUAAGAGAAUAUCCAUUAAGUGGACCUGUUAGCUAUCUUGAAUUUAAAUAUAAACGACGUGUUUAUAAAGCUAUUCAUCUUGUACAGAAAAAUAUUAAUUUAAAAGUUAAUACAAAAAAAUUUAUUGAUUAUAUCAAAACAAAUCAAAUUUCAAAAGUAGCAAGAUAUUUAGAGAAAGGAUUUGAUCCAAAUUUUCAUAUUUCUGAUGAUGAAACAUCUCUAUCAUGUGCAUGUCUUGAUUUACUUGAGCCACGAUCAAUGAUAAUGACAUUAGUUAAUGGUGGUGCUCAUUUGGAUUUUCGGACACGUAAUGGAGGUUUAACGCCACUUCAUAUAUCUGCUAUUUAUAGUCGAAAAGAAGCUAUUAUAACUCUUCUUGAACUUGGCGCAUCUCCAAAUGUAUAUGAUGAAAAGAACUUAACACCACUUUAUCAUUCAAUAUUAAAUAAACAAAUCGAAUCAAAUGUUGAUUCAUCAUAUUGUUGUUUAUUACUAUUACAAGAUCAUUCAAUAGUUGAUUGUCAUGAUGAUUCUUUAUCUACUGAAUUACAUCAAGCAUGUCGUCUUGGACUUGUUCAACAUGUUGAACAUUUACUUUUUUAUCGAGCUGAUAUAAAUGCAAUUAAUGUUGGUGGAAAUACUCCUUUACAUAUUUGUGCAGCAACUAAUCAGGAAGCUUGUGCUCGUGUACUUCUUUUUCGUGGUACUGAUACAAAUAUUGUAAAUAAAUCAAAUCAAACACCAUAUGAACUUGCCUUAGUUUCACAAAAUUCUUCAAUAGCAUCAAUAAUUCAAUCACAUAAACCAGAACACGUUGUACCAUUUCGAGAAGCACCUUUAAUUAAUCCAAAACGUCGUUCAAUUUAUAUUGAACAAAAACGCGAUAAACAUCGUGCACGUUCAUCAUCGAAUACAACUCCAUCAUCGUCAUUAACUAGUCGAUCACAAAGUAUGCCCAAAUUAAAUGUUAAUAAUUUUAUACGACCAAGUCAAUCACCACUAACAACACCAACUAUUGAACAAUAUUUUCAACAACAAAAUCGAUCAAGUAGAUCUUCAUCACCGAAAUCAUUUAGUGUUAAUAGUGAUCAUGGAUUUGGAAGUGAAUGUGCAUCACAUUUAUCUUCUGGUUCUCCUAAUGCAACAAAAAAUGCUAAUGGUUGUUAUACAUAUAAAAGGAAACGCUUAUAUGCUGCUGCGCCUGGAAGAAAGUGUAUGUGCAUUAAAUCUUAUCAUGCAAAUUUACCUGGAGAAUUAUUAUUAAAUAAAGGAGAUAUUGUUGAGAUUUUGAGUGUUGGUGAACAAGGAUAUCUAGAAGGAAGAUGUAAAGACAUUGAAGGAUGGUUUCCAAGUAAUCAUGUUCAAGAUAUUUGUGUUUUUAAAAAUGGUGAAAUGACAAAUGACGAUACAAUUGUUAUAAGUCGUGAUACUUUAUCAGCUUUAAUGAUUAAUAACGAUAUAUACACACCACGUACCAUUGUUUUACAACGAGGAAAAAAAGGCUUUGGAUUUGUUCUUAAAGGAUCUCGAGUUGCAGGCAAAUUAUUUCAACCAACUCCUUCGUUUCCUGCUUUACAAUUUCUUGAUAGUAUUGAAAAAGGUAGUAAUGCUGAUAAAGCUGGUCUUAAACAAAAUGAUUAUGUUCUUGAAAUAAAUGAUGUAAAUGUUAUAUCAAUGCCACACGAAGAAUGUGUCAAUUUAAUAAAACGAGCUGGUGAUACAUUAGCAUUGAAAGUUGUUACGGCAAAUACAUCAUCAAUGAUACAUUCUCAUUAUGAAUAUCAUGAUUUACAUUCAAAUCAACAUAAUAUUUGUUCACAAUCAUUACCUUAUCGACGUAAAGCACCACUUCGGCCAGAUCUUGAACAAAAAUUGAAUGAAGAUCUUGAUCGAACAUUGGGUGAAUACGAUUAUGGUAGUAUGAUUGUUCCAUCAUCAAAGAAUUUUGAAGAUUGUAUAUCAAUGUCAAAACAACAGAAUGAGAAUUUUCCAAAUGGAUCUGGUGGUUCUAUUCAUUUGAAAAAUAAACCUUUAGUUCCUGAGCGUGAUUCUUCUCUCUAUGAUUGUGUUUCUUCAUCUCAAAAUCAACAAGAAUAUAAUACAUUUCGACCAUUAAGUCGUGGAUCACCUUCAACAGUAAUUGUGCCAAAUUUAUUGUCAACAACAAAUGUUCGACGUAAUUCAAAUUCAUCAUCAAACGAAGCCGAUGAAGAAUCAUCUUUAUCUUCAUUGAACAGUAAUCAUGUUCUACCAACAAAUCAAAUAUCGAUUGAAGAAAAUAGUACUACUAUUUAUAUGACUUCGUCUUUAUCUACAAAUACAACAAAUAUGACUACUUUUAAAACGACUUCAAAUCUUCUACCAUCAAAACCAAGUGAUAUUAAAAAACGAUCAAAUAAUCGAAAACAAACUUAUGCAGCAUUCAAUUCCAAUAAUAACAAUAAUAAUAAUUCUGUACCAAUAACAAUAGAGAAUGAAACUUGUUCUGGUCUUGCUCUUCCUCCUCCUCCUCCUCCACCACCACCACCAUUUCCGGUUAAUUUUGAUGUACCAAUUAAAAUUGAACAUCAAACUUCAUCAAAAUGUGAAUCUAUAACAACAAUAUCAGAUUUUCAAGCACAAAUUGAACAAGCAAAAACUCAUUUAAAAAAAGUUAAUCUUGAAAUACUAUCACAGAAAACAAUUGUUAAAUCACUUGAUCAUCCAAAUUCAAAUAAGAAUCAUUCAUCAUCCUCAUAUUAUUCAGGUGAAUUAAAAAAUAUUGUAAUCGAGGACAUAACUCCUGCAAAUGGCUUUCCUCCUCCUCCGUCUCCAACUACCCUUCGUCGUUCAACUCCCCCUGUAGCAUCAUCAUCUCAACGAAAUUCGAUAGUGAUCGACCCGAGAUUAGAUGUUAAUUUUUCUACUGUUAUUGCUCAGCGUGCAGCAGAAUCAAAAGCUCGUCGUCAUGAAAAUCCAUUAGGACUUGACUUUAAUUCAAAUGGUUUACCACCAUCAACAACUUUUUUUAAUAAUUGUGUUACAACAAAUGGUGUUCAUCAAAAUUUAACAGCCAAUGGUUCAUCAUGUCCACAACGAUUUAGUGCUACAGCAAAUCAAUUACUUGAGAAUCUGAAACGUCGUGGUGGAAGUACAUCAUCGAUUGGUUCUCUUGUUAAACAUUAUAAUCAACAACAAUCUUCAUAA